Molecule: messenger RNA, 2999 nt
Organism: Condylostylus longicornis
Lineage: Eukaryota; Metazoa; Arthropoda; Insecta; Diptera; Dolichopodidae
Gene: yata
Product: N-terminal kinase-like protein
Exons: 12
Coding region: 362-2836 (824 amino acids)
Biological process (GO): protein phosphorylation
Molecular function (GO): protein kinase activity; ATP binding
Source: RefSeq, a predicted model, not a curated record
AUAAGAAGAAAAAAAAAUAAACAUCAAUAUGAUAUAAAAUAAUUUUUAUUUAUAAAAAAACGAUCUAAAAUAAAUAUUAAAAUAUAUAAAUAAACUAGAAAAACAAAUUUUAAACUAAUGUUUGUAUUUUGCAUAAAUUUUCACACUAAAACGAAAAACAGUUUAAGUUUACAAAAUUUUGCCAACAACAUCAUUUGGCUGUCAAAAGUGAAAGAAAGUAUUUUCGUAAAAAAUAGCAAAUAUUAAUAUAAAAUAGUAAUUUAAAGAAUUAUUCAAUAUAUAAUAUUUUUAUUAAAAAAUUAGUCUACUACUUUAAUUAUUAAACUAUUUCAAAAUAUUUACCAAACGGGCAAAAAACAUUAUGUGGUCGUUUUUUUCUCGCGACUCCAGUAAUCAAUUUCCAUAUGAAAUAGGUGAAGUCAUUCAAGGAUUUGAAAUACGUUCUAUUUGGAGUUUACACAAAGGUAAGCGUAAAACUACCAAUGAAGAAGUAACAAUAUUUGUAUAUGAUAUUAAAAGUGGAUCAGAAUCUAAGUUAGAUUUAGCAAAAUCUGCAUUAAAACGCUUAAAAACCUUACGUCAUCCUAGUAUAUUGCAAUAUUUGGAUAGUCUGGAAACAGAUAAAGUGAUAUACGUGGCAACCGAGGCUGUCGAACCUUUAGGUACAUAUAUUACAAAAUUAGCAUCAGAAGGACCACAAAAAGAUUUAUAUUUGACAUGGGGAAUUUUCCAAACGACUAGAGCCCUAUCUUUUUUAAAUAAUGACGGCAAUUUAAGGCACAACAAUGUGUCUGUUUGGUCAGUUUUUGUAAAUUCAUCCGGAGAGUGGAAGUUAGGGGGUCUAGAAUAUGUAUCUUCGGCAGAUGGGAACCCGAUGCCACCAAUGAAAAUACCCCCUUCGCUAGAAAUUUAUGAUCCUCCGGAAAAAAACGAUCCUUCUAAAUUAAAAUCUUCAACUAAGUGUUCAACGGAUAUGUGGGGCUUAGGAUGUUUGGUUUGGGAAGCUUUUAAUGGACCAUUAAAAAUGCGUAGUAAUCUUAAGGAAUUAGAUCAAAUACCGAAAUCGCUAACUCCGUUAUAUUGCGAACUAGUGGGUGCCGUACCAACAAAUCGACCGAAUCCUGCGGAUAUAAUAACAAGAUGCCGCAAACCUGGGGGAUUUUUUAAAAAUGAUUUAGUAGACUCAUUAUUGUUUUUAGAAGAAAUUCAAAUCAAAGAUAAAGCUGAGAAAAAUAGAUUUUUUAGUGGACUUUGCAGUCAUUUAGACAACUUUCCAGAAAAUGUGUGCAAACAUAAAAUACUUCCACAACUUAUAAAUGCUUAUGAAUAUGGUGAUGCAGGAUCAGCAGUUUUAGCUCCAAUGUUUAAGCUUGGAAGAUUGUUAGAUGAAAUAGAAUAUCAAAAGAAAAUAGUUCCAUGUGUUGUUAAGUUAUUUAGUUCAACUGAUCGUGUUACCCGUUCUAGACUUUUACAACAAUUAGAGCUUUUUAUUGCGCACUUACAACCUCAAACGGUUAACGAACAAAUAUUUCCACAAGUAGCACACGGGUUUUUAGACACAAAUGCGACUAUUCGAGAGCAAACUGUUAAAUCAAUAAUUCACUUAGCACCAAAACUAAAUUACAACAAUUUAAAUGUAGAAGUUUUGCGACAUUUUGCUAGGUUGCAAGCUCGCGAUGAUCAAGGUGGAAUUAGAACGAAUACCACAGUUUGUUUAGGUAAAAUAGCCCCACACUUACAUCCACAAGUUCGACAAAGAGUUUUGGUAUCUGCAUUUAUACGUGCAAUGCGCGAUCCAUUUCCUCCGGCUAGAGUAGCUGGAAUAUUGGCUUUAGCUGCCACUCAGCAAUAUUUUUUAUUAAGCGAAGUAGCAAAUCGUGUUUUGCCAGCAUUAUGCUCGCUAACAGUUGACUCAGAAAAGUCAGUGCGAGAUCCUGCUUUUAAAACUAUUAGAGGUUUUUUAGGUAAAUUAGAAAAAGUUUCUGAAGAUCCCAGUCUGAGAGAAACAAUGGAGGCUGAUGUUCAUACUGCAACACCCUCUAUAGGUAAUGCAGCUGCAACUUGGGCUGGUUGGGCUGUUACCGCAGUUACAGCCAAAUUCUACCGAAGUCAAAGUGAUUCUUCUAGACCAAGACCUCCAUUAACUGGAAAAAACCUCUCAAAGCCAGCUUCUUUAGAGCAACCUUCUAGCAGUAGCUUAUCAACAACAACUUCUAGCGUUACCUCAAUGACAUCUUUAGAACAUGAAAGUAAUGAUACUUCAGCCUCAGCCAGUGAUUACGGAGCUGACAAUUGGGAUAACGAAAAUUGGGGUGAAAUGGAUGUAAGAGUUCUAUUUUUCGCAAAUACAUCACAAGAUCCGAGUAGUCCGCUGGCUGGAACUUCAAACAAUGGACAAAUGAUGACAACCAGUGCUUUAAAUGAUAUUAGGGACGGAUGGGAUAACGAAGAAUGGGGAAGUCUGGAGGAAGAGCCCAAUGAAGAACAGGAACAAGAACAAGAUGAUCGACCAAUUAAUCAAGAUGAACAGAACAUUCAUUAUAAUCAACAAAAUGAAACAAUAAAUCGGCCUAACGAUUUACCAAGCUUAACUAAUUGUAAUAAUAUAAGUCCAGUCAGUGAUACCCAUAUUAACAAUACGAAUGCUAAUUGGAAUAGUGAUUCAUGGGCUGAUGGAGAGUUUGAGCCAAUAGAUGAGCCUUUAACUGGUAAUCCUAAACUAGAUGAAGCACGACGUAAACGUGAAGAAAAAAAACUGCAAAGACAACGUGAGUUAGAAGCUCGUCGUGCACAAAGAGCAACAGGUCCAAUGAAAUUGGGCGCAAAAAAGCUUUAAAAUUUAAAUUAAGAAAAAAUAUUCAUAUUCUUAUCAUUUAGAUAUUAAACAACUAAAAUAUUAUUAAAAAUGAAAACAUUUUAAAAAAUCUAUGAAAUUAUGUAAUUAAAACCUAGGCAAAUUAGAAUCUAUUCAAUCAUUAUUAAAAUUUAAUAAAAUUGAU